Molecule: messenger RNA, 2810 nt
Organism: Ceutorhynchus assimilis (cabbage seed weevil)
Lineage: Eukaryota; Metazoa; Arthropoda; Insecta; Coleoptera; Curculionidae
Source: the annotation of a GenBank genome assembly
AACAAAACAUCGCGCAUAAUUAAUGCAGUGAUAUGGUAUAUUGAUUAUUAAGUCAUUGAAACCAUUCAAAAAUGCAGAAAUCUCUCAACACUUUCCUCAUCAUUGCCUCUUUCUUCUUACCUACAAUACUAACUGAAAAAUGUAUUGCAACAAUAAAAGACCAAGAGAUAGAAAUUAUAUGCAGUGAAAUUACAAAAGAAGACUAUCGUGAUUGGAUACUUAAAGUUGGACCCGAGCUCAGAAAAAUUGUCGAUCCUUGGAACACUGAUUUAUACUCUAAAAGUAAAAAAGUUUUAUUGACAAUUAAAAAUUCAAACAUAGGAAAUAUUGAUGGAUGGGUCACAGGCCCAUUGAAGUCGACUAAUUUAGGAGCUUUUAUUUUUAAAUUAGCUAUAACUAAUUCUUCAAUAGAAAGUGUAAAAAUGUUUUCCCUUAUUGGAGUGUCUUUAAUAAAAACUCUAGAUUUGAGCAACAAUAACAUUUCAAAUUAUUAUUUCCUAAGAGGCAUGAGCAAUAUUGAAUAUUUAAUAUUAAAACACAAUAAUUUGAAUGAUAACGUUGACCUUAUAGAAUCUUUAUAUCUAGAAUUUAAUGAAAAUAGAAAACUUAUUGAUUUAAGUUAUUCUAAUUUAUCAAACUUUAACUGGAAUGCCAAAAUUAAAGCUAAAAAUUUAACUAUUAAUUUGAGUCAUAUUGAUACUUUAAAAUUUGUUAUUUUACGAAGAGCCCCAAAUUUAUCAUUACAUGUAAAUGGUGAUGUAAAUUUACAAAACAUUACAAUUGUAGAUGGAUUCAAAGAACUACAUAUGAAUGAUUUAGCAGAUAAAUUCAAUGUUUCAGUUAUUAAAAAUUUAAGUUUGAAUAACCUAUAUUUAAGAAAUAAUACAAUUAACAAGCUGAAAAAAUCUAUAGUCAAUUUUAGAGAAUUAUUAGAUGCUGAAUAUUACAAUAGUAAAGAGAAAUAUUUAGAUUUAACCAAUUGCAAGAUAAAUUUUAUUGAAAACAAAUAUUUUUUUCAUUAUAGAAUUAAAUCUAUUUUGUUAGGUGAUAAUAAAAUAAAAAAAUUACCUAAAUUAACUUUUGCAGAUAGUGUAAUAGGAAAUCUAGAUAUUUCAAAUAACAAACUAAAUUUUAUCGAUACUACAGCCUUCCAAAACCUUGAAGUAAAUUCUUUAAACCUAUCAAAAAAUGAACUAAACUCUCUAGAAGGUAUUUUUCUUAAUUUAGAUAGAAUUGAAGAAUUAGAUUUGUCAUUUAAUCCAUUGACAGUUUUAAAUGAACAAACUUUUAUUAAUUGUACUGGCUUAACAAAAUUAUACUUAACAAACUGUCCUUUGCUCAAUUAUGAUUUGCCUUUAAAUGAUUUGAUAAAAUUGGAAUAUUUAGAAGUAAGUUUUUUAAAAAACGUUGAGAGUCACCAUGUAAAAACUUUGGUGAUUCGAGAUAGUAAUAUUACAGAAAUUAUUAAUGAUAAUUUGAAAAACCUAAAUAAUUUGCAACAAAUCAAGAUUUUUAAUACAACUUUAAUUAGUUAUGAUUUUUUGAAAUUAAUUCCUAGUUUAAUUGAAAUUGAUUUUUCAAUUCCUAGGUUUGUUAAUGAUCAGCCAAUAUUUAAAGAUUUAAAUAGUUUAAGGUUUCUAGAUAUAUCUCAAUAUUCUAUUGCAAUAUUAACAGACAAUUUGUUUGAAAAUUUAAAUAAUUUAACUUAUUUAAAUGCCUCAAAUAACCUGAUAGUUUCCAUAGGCGAAAAUACGUUCAAAAAUCAAAAAGAAUUAGAAAUAUUAUCCUUGGCUUUUAACAAAAUUUCGAGUCUUUCUAGUGGUUUAUUUAAUUCUUUUGGUAAAUUAACUACUUUGCAUUUGCAUAAUAACCAACUUGAAACUCUAACAGAUAAUUUAUUGUUGCCUUUAAAAAAUUUAAAUUAUCUAGAUGUAUCUUUUAAUAAUUUAAAAUCAUUUACAACUAGUUUACCGACCCUGAACCAUCUAUAUUUGCAAUCUAAUGAGUUGGAUUUUGAUAAACUUGGAAAUUUAUCUGUAAAUAGUCUUAGAAAAAUUGAUAUUAGUUUCAAUAAAGGAUCAUGUGCUGAUUUAUUGAAAUUAAUUGAGAAAUGUAAAGCAAAUAUUGUGGAAUAUAUGCCUGUGAAAUUUGUGUCUUUUUAUGAGGCUAAUAUUAACGGAAUUGGUUGUACAGGUCCAGUACCUAGUAGUAGUAGAGUUACAUGAAAAAUUUUACAUACAAUAAUAAAUACAUUUUUCUUGAAUAAGUAAAUGAGUUUUCAAGUAACCCAAAAAAUUAAUUUUAGAUUAAAUAAUGUCACAACUUUAUUCUGUCGUGAUGGGGUACGUAGCUUAGGGUCAGGAGGAUAGAGACUCGCUAUAAGGAAUAAAGCAAUAGGUACAAAUGUUAGGCUUUGUGAAUAGAACACUGACUGAUGUUCUUGAUGUUACGUGCUUUAGAACAGUGUAUUGUAGUUUUGUAAGAUCAGUGUUGGAGUAUGCUAGUCCAGCCUGGUUUCCAUAUUAUAAUGUUUAUAUAGAUUCUUUGGAGCAGGUACAGGGACGAUUUUUGAGAACUAUAAAUUUUAAACUGGGAAUUCCCAUGAAAGAUAUCAGUUAUGAACAUUUGUACAAAAAGAUGAAUUUACCACUUUUGGAAGUUAGUAGGACUCAAUUUGAUAUACUUGCUUUGUUUUAAAUUGUAAAUGGCAUGAUUGACAGCUGGUAAUUGUUAAGUAAUAUUAAUAAGAGUACCCCAAAGAUUUACCAGUCAGCAUGAUUUAUUUUCAUAGAACUAACUAUGGAUUAAAU